Toxotes jaculatrix (banded archerfish) is the source of this 3427-nucleotide messenger RNA. Its product is annotated as formin-like protein 10. NCBI's taxonomy places the organism in Eukaryota, Metazoa, Chordata, Actinopteri, Toxotidae. The record is from RefSeq and is a predicted model, not a curated record. The transcript is spliced from 2 exons. The coding region runs from base 47 to 871 and encodes 274 amino acids.
AGUAAGUUGAGACGCUUCAGCUGCAGUAUUUUCCACAAGAGAUAAGAUGCACAACUGGCAGGAGAACGAAAUCAAAGAACUUCUGACCAUCCGGGGGUCGGAGGCGAUCCGUAACCAGAUCACGGGCACGGUGAAGGACUCUGUAGUUUACAGCCGGAUGACCAAACUGCUGGCGGAGAGGGGGGUGUACAGGUCUCACAUGCAGGUGAUCAGCAAACUGAAGGCGCUCAGGAAGCAGUACAUCAAGUACCACCAGCAGAAGACCCGCUGCGGGAGCGACCGUGUCGACUGGCCGUUUUACGAGCAGUGCCACAGGGUUUUCGGGAAUGCCCCCGCGGGGAACCCGGUGAAACGGCACAGGAGUCCCACACCCCCACCUGCACCCUCACCCCCACUGCAACCUCCUCCUCCUCCUCCUCCUCCUCCACCGCCCCCGCCGCCGUCGUCUGCCCUCAGCGAGGAGCAUCAGGAGGUGGUAGUCGGCCUCUGGGAUGAAGUUGACAAACAUCUGGGACCAGUGGAGGCAGAGGACGACGAGGACCAGUACAGUCCAUCAGAACAACUACACACCAUUAACGCCACAUACACGGUUCCCACGAAGAAGAAGAAGACAACGGUAAUGGAGCAAGUCUCUACUUUAGUGUCAGCGACUGUUGCCCAGCUCAGAGAGAUGGACGCCGCCAUGCAGGCGCAGGAGGACGCGCGACUGCAGAGGUUAAUGGACCAUGAGAAGGAAAUGCAGAACAAUCUAAUGAGCCAGCUCGUGGCCAUGCAUGAACGUAUCAGUCGAGAAAACCACGAGAGACACCUUGAACUCGUGGACAGGAUACUCUCUAGGUUCCCUUCGCCGUCGGCACCUUCGGGCCGCUGACCGACUCUUCCCAUGUGAGUUGAAGACGGCUUUCGACAUGAUUAUUAAGGUGCAGGGAACACUUCUGACUCUCUCCUCCACCAGCUGACUAGUGCCUGAGCUCCAGUUACUUUUAUUUUCAAUGUAUUUUCAAAAAAAGUCACUGAGAUCAUCUUGCCUUUGACCUCAACUCGGAUCACCUGCAGCUCUCACAGAUCCAGGUUUAAACCAGGCCCUGCUCACACUACAGACCCACGUCCUCUGUUCUGAUUCACUGCUCAUGUUAUCUGUUUAGUUAAUCCACAGACAUACAUUACCAUAAAAUACCAUAGUAAACUAACAGUGAAAAAGACACGAGUGCACAGGAAUAACAACUCAACACUACUUUGAAAAGGACAGAAACACUGCACCAUAAUAAACAACUGUAGCACCAUCAUUUCACUUCUAAAACCAGUCUGUUAAAUGCUUAUUGCAGGUGCAAUAUACCAAAAAUAUUGGUAGUACUCUUUUUAAUCUUUUAAACUCAAAAUUCAGUAUCACAUUGGACUCCCAUAAAACACAUAUAACUAUAAGCUAUACAAUAACUGUAUGGUACUUUAUACUAAAAGUAUAAUCAUGUAAUAAUUUAAAGAUGUGUUAAUGUCUUUUGCUGACUCCACACACUCUGUGUACAAUCUGCUGAAUGUGUGAAUUGGCUCAGCUGCUGAACUCAGUGUCAGUGUGUUAGUCAUAUUUCAUCCCCAGCUUCUCCCAGUCUCACUUUUACCACCCAGUCUUUGUUUAUACCCUUUGUGCAGAGUAAAUCUGAGUCAAUACCAGACGGCAGCUGUGCUGGUUUGAGUAGAAAAGAUCAGACCUGCCAUGUGAGGCUGAAAAUCUGAAAUUUAGAGAACUUAGCACCUGCAGUGUGAACACAGCCUUCAGUUUACAGGAAAGAAGACAAAUGUGUCCCAAAAACAAUGUCAUGUCAUAUCUGACGUAUGGAUGGAUGUACUGUGCCUCUUUACCACCUCAGCUGAGCACGUUGGUGUGAACAGGGAACCAAACUCCUCAGCAAAAAGUCACACAGACAGCUGCAGCCUUUUGUUGUAGGAAACUCUUUACUAAGCAUUUGCUUUCAUGUGGUAUCAUUCAUACGCUGGACGAGCUGUUCAACAGUCUCACUUCAGUAAAUCAUAGACGGUUACUGUGCGACGUGGGUGGUAACACUGUUGAAAUUUGGCAUUUAGAGAAAGCAUUGCUGUGUCAGACAUUGAUGUAAAUAUCAUGUUUCAGUUAUGCCAUCCAGUAGUGCACAAUGAAACCAGAACGCACCGUGGUAAGACUGCAGUAGAAAAAACGCUGCUCUUUAUUGGUUCAUGAAGCGUAUUACAGGUCAUAAAAUGAUGUAUGGCGAAGGAUAAUGUAAAAAUUUAGAAAAAAUUGUACCCUGAACAAUGUGCUGUUACAAACGAAGAAUAUAAAAUAAUGUGCGGUGAGCUCUUGAGUCGCCGCUCUAGGUGUCAUUCUUGGCUGACACGAAAUUCCCGGUUGCGUUUACUGUCGUCAGCAAUCCGGGAGAAAACGUGUCAUUGAGGAAAAACACCUUAUGCGUCAGACAUCGAACAAAGCUAAAUUCACUCUUUGCACACGGUAAUACCCAUUUUCAAAAUGGCAGAACAACUUUGAGCUGCCUCAGUGGUGUUAGUUUCACUUUUUUUCACUGAUGGUGAGCAGUUAGCACAGGUUUUAUGAAUCAGAAUGGGAACUUAAGCUAAAUAGGCUUUGGUUUGUCCAUGCAGUGCCAUCAGCUUGGAUGUGUAUUAAACAAACAAACAAGUUUUCAGCUUCAUUUUCAAACUGACUGAAGAAAAACAGAGUAAUCUGCAGUUGGAAGGUGAGGAUAUAAAAACACAAUUCCUGGUAGGAGAGAAGAUGCUGAUGAAGAAAGAUGAGCUCACCGUCAGCCCAUCUACUUAGGAUGUCUUGUGCGUUAUGGGAUGGAAACGGACCCCAUAACCAGCUGGAGCACAGAAUCACAGCUGCAUUAUGGGUUCCGUUACAAUCCCAUCCACCAAAACGAGGUUCAGGGCUGGCCUCGGGUCUGGUCUGGAUAGCACAGCUAAUAAGAAGAAAAAAUAUGGUUAUAGACAGGGAAAAAAAAGUGAAUUUACAUUACAUGAGUGGGACAGAUCAAUCAAAAUUUUAUGCUGUAUAAAGUAACUAAAGGUCACAUAGCAUGCACUUGAAUAAAAAUAUGGAGCUUUAAAGAGUCAGUUCACUAGAAGUAUAUGAAACUUCUGUAAAUCUUUUUCUAAUUAGGGUGGACUGAUCCUUUAAAUCCAGUUUUAUGUAGCAGCAACAAGACCUCAAACAGCUUAGAUUUAUUUGUGGUGUCUCACUAUAAACCACAGUAAUGAUUAUCUAAAGCCCCUGAGCCUUGUUUCCAGUGUGGGACUGUGUAAGCAGCAGAAAGUUCAGAUAAAUAAUUCAUUUGACAGUUGUUACACAUCAGCUUCCUCUGGCUCACUUUGUUCUGUUUUUGUUUUUCAGCGGCGAUAAGAUCUAAUUUUACAUCACCAGCAAUGAUUCAUGUAG